Molecule: messenger RNA, 300 nt
Organism: Trypanosoma theileri
Lineage: Eukaryota; Euglenozoa; Kinetoplastea; Trypanosomatida; Trypanosomatidae
Exons: 1
Source: RefSeq, a predicted model, not a curated record
GGCGGUUGUGACCGACCACUUUCCCAUCGCACACGCGCAGAGGCGGCUCAACGGCUUUGGUGGCAUCGGUCGGGGCUACGCGCUGAACAGGCUCUUCGAAUACACGAACGAGCUGUUCCACAGGAAGGCGGUGCAAGUGGUCUUCUUUUAUAUCGCCGGCCCCCGCAAUCCGGCGGACCACUGCUCCCGCAACUUUGGGGUAGACGACGGAACCGCGUCAAUUACUUCACAUCCGGCGGACGAGUGCCUCGUUCCACUCUUAAGAACCACCUAUGGGCCAAUCUGCAAAGGACAAAGUGA